Molecule: messenger RNA, 1249 nt
Organism: Papaver somniferum (opium poppy)
Lineage: Eukaryota; Viridiplantae; Streptophyta; Magnoliopsida; Ranunculales; Papaveraceae
Exons: 2
Coding region: 73-948 (291 amino acids)
Source: RefSeq, a predicted model, not a curated record
AGAUGCGUUCGAGUACCUAAAGAACACAAUAACAAAAAUAAGUAGCAAGAAAAACUAAUAUUCAUCAAAGUGAUGGGGUUCUCAUCAUCUGUUGGGUUCUUUCUCGCUCUAACGAUCGCUUUGUCGAUGAUUUUAGAGAUUCAAACAGCCGCUGCACAAUGUCGAGGCACAGAUACAGAAAGAUCAUUUAGCAUAACUCGCGGCCCGUUUAAUUGCCAACGUUGUCGAGAUGGCUGUAAAGCCAGAUGUGAUGCUAUGAGAGCUAUACGGGGUAGUGGGAAUUGCCGACGUAGAUUUGUAAUACAAACUGAUGUAACUAUUGGAUUGAAGUGCGGAUGUUGUUGUCGUCGAGUAAGAACUCCACCCCGACCUAGACCUCCACCCCCACCUCUAGCUCUAUUCGGGCCUCCACCACCACUUCCGGACCUAUUCGGACCUCCACCACCACUUCUAGACCUAUUCGGGCCUCCAUCACCACUUCCAGACCUAUUCACCCCUCCGCUUCCAACUUGUAGCCUCAUUCCGUUCGACUUUGAUGGCUGCAUUGCUUGUGCAACUGAGUGUGAAACGAAGUGUUCUUUAUUGGGUACUUCAGUGGCAGCGGAACGGUGCAUACGGCGAGGAUCCUCUAUAAGAGAGUGCGAGUGUUGUUGUGAAGACAACACAUCACCACCCCAACCCCUACCUGCACCCGCACCCGCACCCUUAGCAUUACCUCCUUCAUCAACCCCACCACCACCUCCAAAUACCAAGUGUGCAGCGGGGGAGGAAUAUAUUUCCAUUCAAUUCUCUAACGAUACAUCUUGCACUACUUGUGCAACUGACUGCCUAAGAAGGUGCUCUGCAUCACUGGAUAUUCCAUCGUUGUCCAGCCAGAGCUGCAAAGUUGAUGCUUCCUCGUCCUCGGAGUUUUGCGAAUGUUGUUGUACUGCCGAAGAGACAAACUGAUCUUGUGAAACCAAUUUGCUAGUGGUUAAUUAAUUACUAUAUUAGUAAUUAGUUAUACUACAUGUUUUUUCUUUUUAUAUUAUUUCAAUUAGCUGCGGUUUUAUGGGAAUAUUGAAUACUGAUGAACUAGUAUGUAUGAGUUCGGUAUGAACUUAAUUAUACAUACAUAUUUCAUUAAUAUGAUCAUUGGACCAUCAAAUAUUUUAGCAGCAUCUUGUAUUUGUAUUUGUAUUUGUAUUUGCAAUGUUGUACUGGUGUGCCUCUGUUGGAAUUUGAAUCAAAAUGUUAUCGUGUGAGUUAG